UUUUAUCUCAUUUAUUUGUCAUUGCGAUUCGAUCGAGAAACAGUUGAAUUUUCGAGCAAUUCGUCGCGUUUUUUGAUGAUGAAAUAAUGAAAAUAUUUUACCACCUUCUUAAUGGCGAAAUACAUCGUGCAAAUUAUAGUUUUGGGUGGCCAAGUAGUGAGUAAAGCUUUCGUAAAAGCUCUCAGGCAAGAAUAUGCAGCCAGUCAAGCAGCAGCCAACAAAGCUGGCGGUGCGAAUAAAGGAUCAGCGAAUUCUCGCACGACAGCAGCAAAUGUCAAGGCUGGAAUCACACUUACCGAAGCUAUGCAGAUACUAAAUGUCGAUAAAAUCAAUCCCGAAGAUGUGAAUAAAAGAUACGAACAUCUGUUCAACGUUAACGAUAAGUCGAAAGGAGGCUCGUUUUAUAUCCAAUCUAAAGUCGUCAGAGCCAAAGAAAGAAUCGAUCAAGAGAUAGCUCAUCAUAAAACUGAUAAAACUGAAGAAUCAACCGACUCGAGUAAAUCUUGAAAGCUUGAAUUUAGCGUUCUGGUCAUGGUUACUGUAUCCUUUAAUAAUUACAUUCUCGUUAUUUUCUCUAUCACUUUAUUUUAAUUUAUUUUAGAGGUUGACAUGUGAUAGAUGAAUUGUAGAUGAUCGUGUAAAUAAAUCUUGUUGCUUUUUCUA
Molecule: messenger RNA, 663 nt
Organism: Planococcus citri (citrus mealybug)
Lineage: Eukaryota; Metazoa; Arthropoda; Insecta; Hemiptera; Pseudococcidae
Gene: blp
Product: mitochondrial import inner membrane translocase subunit Tim16
Exons: 1
Coding region: 112-507 (131 amino acids)
Biological process (GO): protein import into mitochondrial matrix
Cellular component (GO): TIM23 mitochondrial import inner membrane translocase complex
Source: RefSeq, a predicted model, not a curated record